CUUUAAUAGAUCAUUACACAGGCACACGGGAAUCGAAGAAGAGGUUGAUCAUCUCUUGUUAACAAUUGACGACUUAGGUUCUCGGUGAGAGCAAGACGUCGAUGAUGUCCUUCUCUAUGUCCAUUGGAUGCUUGAUGCUUAUUCUGGCUCUUUCAUUGAAGAAAAGUUAUGGACUUAGCCAGGAGAACAUAAAAGAGAUCGAAGAGAAACACCCAACUAUCACGUUGACGAAACACGACGGGAACUUUACAAUAACUACCAAAGGUGAUGUUUCGGCCGAUUUAAAAAGCAUCUCGUUGACGAUUCCACUAGAUACUACGGUUGCGAGUUCCCCAGGGUGUUUGUCAGGAGGUGACAGGCAUACCAGUAUUAUCGGUAUCACCAUAAAAGGAGUGCCGAUUAUGUCGCCAUUUACCGAAGAUGGGUGUGACAUCGCGACUCUAGUUUCGGAUGAAAACUUGUGUAAUCACAAAUACGAUAAUGUCGGAGCCAACCACCAUUCGUUGUUCUGCGACUACAGCGACAGCCGAGAAACAGAUUUGGUUGGAAUAGCAAUGGAUGGUCAUCCUAUACAUGGUCCUAUUGCUGAUAGGUCUUCACUAGAUGAAUGUAACGGCAAAAUGAAAGCAAAUGGGGAAUAUGGCUACUAUCUGUCCAAAACCUUUCCCUACGUACUUGGUUGUUUCAGGGGCACUACAGAUGGAAGCAUUAUUGAGAUGAAUAAAGAGUCUGAAUCUAUCGAGGAACCCUCUGCUUCUGGGGGACCCCGUACAGGCAAAGUCGGGCCAGCAAUACAGCCUCAUCAGCAUUUACGUAGUAUCGGUUCGCCUAUGGAUAUGAAAUCGACGACGUCAAGUCCGAAGACGACCCCAAAGCCCUUUGUAGGGGGUUCGAAUAAACAAUCUUUCCUACGUGGCAUGGGUAGAAGCUUGCAUAGAGGAAUUGUGCAACCCCCAUCCAUGGUAUCAACAACCUUAACUCCGACGACGACGACAUCAGAUCAGGCCAAGACAAACACUGGAGCGCCCGAUGUAGAUUCCAAGAUGUCAACCACACCUCCUGUCGAAGAUGGCAACAAAACUGAAACAGCACCCAAAUCAACAACACCAUCACAAAUUGAAGCUAGCAAAAAAAGAAAAAAGCGAGCGGAAACACGCAUUGCUCAAGAUAGAAUGGCAACACCGGCAGAUGAUCUCGAUGAAGAGUUAGUAACUUCUGAAAAACCAAUCCACUCGUCAACAACGGGCACAUCCGGACAAGGCAAGUGUUUCUAUGCUCGUAACAUGGAUAUGAAAGAUAAGUGCGUAGUUGAAGAGGUGAGCGAUCUGGGCAAACAAUCAAACCAUGGCCACAAAGCUGAAGUCCAGGGACUUGUUGUGAUGGGAAAUGUUUUGUUCGCAAUGAUCGCUUACGUUAUUAUAUAGACAGAUCAUUGCUGGCAGCUUAAGUAAAUGAAAGGUGCUCAUGAUCAUAAUUAAACACGAAUACACUUCAUGUCAAAAAAGGACUGGUCUUUAUAUCGUAUGAAUGUUAUACGUGAAAUGAGCAAAGAUUUUUGACUGUAAAAACAUUGAGCAUCGUCCGUUUCUUCAAGCUUAAAAAUGACAUAAAAUGCACGUUCGAAGGGUGCAAUGUUCCAUCGUAAUGGAGUGAUAAAUAAAAUGCUCACCGACUAAGUUACACGACGGGCCACUCGCGUAACAAAAUGGACAGCCACUCGUAAGUUCUUUUUAUCCUCGAAUCCGUGUAAACUAGGUCAAUAUUUUGUUUACCAUAUAUGUACAUGUACCAUACCCUUCUUAUUAAGUAAAACUAGUAAGGAAUGUUUUUGUAGGAAAUUUAAGAUGCUGUUUUCCGACUGAAAGGUUACGACCUUUUCGAGAAACAAAUGUAUUUGGACAUUUGCUUCGAUUUAGCUAAUGUUUGCAGAGGAAAUAGUAAAAAUACGUUAAUUUUCGCCGUAUUUACUACUUGUGUGGCAUUGAUCCAUUUUCCUAGGCGAAUGAGCCCAUCAAACACUGGUCAGUUUCAAGCGAAGUAUGCAGCCGUCACUUUCGCUUUUGAGAUGGCGGACGGGAAGUAUUGAUUUCAAUAUUUUUAGUUUUCAUCGAAUUAAACUACUUUAUAGGUGACGUAAU
Owenia fusiformis is the source of this 2138-nucleotide messenger RNA. Lineage: Eukaryota; Metazoa; Annelida; Polychaeta; Sabellida; Oweniidae. The record is from the annotation of a GenBank genome assembly.